AUGGAAAUAGUAGAGCGAGAAUCUUCUGCCUCAGACGUCUGUCCCGAACUUUCUAUCCCGAACAAGAGGCACGAUGCCUUUUAUCUUGAAGAAAGCAUCGUUAGUGGCGGCCAGAGUGGUGUAUGGAUAGUAAGCGUGAUUAUACUGUCGAUUGGCACCUGGGUGAGCAGAGUCGGGCCACGUCCAGCAGAUGGAGAGCUCGCGCUUCUGACAUCGCCGCGUGAGCGAUUGGAAACCGUUCGACAGGUUCUUUCUGAGGUGCCUUUGAUCGACGGCCACAAUGACCUACCAUGGAACAUCCGCAAUUUCCUUCACAACCAGUUGGCGGAGUUCGAUUUCGACAGGGAUCUACGUCAAGUCGCGCCUUGGAGCAAAAGCGCUUGGAGUCAGACCGAUCUGGUCAGAUUGCGACAAGGCAUGGUCGGCGGUCAGUUUUGGGCUGCUUACGUACCGUGUGAAUCUCAACAUCUUAACGCGGUUCAGCUGACUCUGGAACAGGUAGACCUCAUUAAGAGGCUCAUAGAAAAAUAUUCCCAACAUUUGCAGUUCGCUGCAUCGUCGAGGGAGAUUUUGGAGGCUCACGGGAGGGGCAGAAUAGCUUCUCUGAUUGGAGUGGAGGGUGGGCAUAGUCUAGGAAGUAGUUUAGCCGUUUUAAGAACACUUUAUCAGCUGGGUGUACGGUACCUUACACUAACACACACUUGCAACACUCCAUGGGCGAAAAGUUCGUCGGUGGAAGACGACGAUGAAGAUGGCGGAGGCCUGACAGCAUUCGGCGAGACAGUAGUUAAAGAAAUGAAUAGGCUCGGAAUGCUGAUAGACCUCAGUCAUACUGCAAGGGCAACUAUGAGGGAUGCUCUAAGAGUCAGUAAAGCGCCGCUCAUUUUUUCACACUCUUCUGCGUUCGCUAUUUGUAAUUCCUCCAGAAAUGUGCCCGACGAUAUUCUUAAACAACUGGCUGAUAACGGCGGACUAGUGAUGGUCACGUUUUACAAUUAUUUUGUAAAAUGUGGACCUCAAGCUAGCGUUUCGGAUGUGGCCGAACACAUCUACUAUAUUAGAAAUUUGAUUGGCGUGGACUAUAUUGGAGUCGGCGGAGAUUUCGACGGCAUCAACAAAACUCCUCGUGGUCUGGAAGAUGUUUCGAAGUAUCCCGAACUAUUCGCCGAACUUCUCCGGAGUGGCAAGUGGGACGUGCUCGAGCUAAAGAAAGUCGCCGGCUUGAAUUUACUGCGAGUCCUCACACAGGUAGAGCGUGUGAGAGAUGAUCUGAGGACAGCGGGGAUUACACCACUUGAGGAAUAUCUUCCAGACUCACCGGACACGAUUGGUAACUGUGCGCUGGAUAUUAACUCCGUGCAAAGGGUCACGGAAGUCUGAUCGAUCGACUAUAUGCAUUGCCCGACGACACGCAAAUUAAUCUUAUGCCAGUAUGACCGUUCCACGCAGAUGAGUAUGACCGGAAGACAACCAGUCAUGUCGAGAGCAUGGAUUCAAGGCGAAAAUUCGAUUAUCUCGUUUACUACAAUCUGUACGCUCGCGAAAGUUCUUCGAACCUCGUGUGAAAGCUCAAUUGAACGUCGACAUUUGCAAAAGCUCAAAAUAAACCUACCUCGAUACCUGUUUCACAAAGGCGACGAGCAGCGGAUAUCGAUUAUGCUUUAUUUAGAGGAAGAUAUA
Messenger RNA from Atta colombica, 1680 nucleotides. Its product is annotated as dipeptidase 1-like. The coding region runs from base 1 to 1380 and encodes 459 amino acids. Lineage: Eukaryota; Metazoa; Arthropoda; Insecta; Hymenoptera; Formicidae. Gene Ontology annotation, molecular function: metallodipeptidase activity. The transcript has 8 exons. Gene Ontology annotation, biological process: proteolysis. The record is from RefSeq and is a predicted model, not a curated record.